ACUGUAGGAUAGAGUAGCCCACAGAACAGACGUUCCGUGGGCGUAGCAGUUUGAGGUUCUCGCUGUGCGCAACGUGGGCUUCUCCAAGCUAUCGUAUUGCAAUAUGUCAGAGAGCGUUAGUAGGAGUUCAAGAAAAGUAGAUAAGGUAGACUAGCUCAUACCAUAUUGUAAAUGUCCGUCCCUAUCAACUGACAGGUCCCACCCUAGGUUGAUGACAGUGUUGUCCCCUCACAAGAAAACCUGGAUUGUGCUUUAUCCUUGGCGAUUGGAUUGGUUUGAGUUCACCUGACUCACACUCGCAGACCUGGUGUGUGUGCAUGCAGCAUUAUGGAUCCGACGAGGCUUCUAACGGAGAACGACCGCCGCUCUCUUUCAACAACUCCAGCCCGUUACCCGUGGCUCCUUCACGGGUAAGGAGGUUCGCUCAGGAGAGGCGAGCGCUCCCUCAGCCGAGAGUGAUGGUGGUAUUCUCGGCCGCAAAUGAGAUUGAUAAACCAGGCGAUGCAAUGUCGAGUUCGGACUCUGCGGAGGAUGAUUUCCGAAAGCCAGCCACCCCCGCACCGAACCUAAAUCUAGGCAAGUCUCUUCGUACCACCUUUAACGAAUCUCCAUCUCCAGAGUUUCCUGAGGUUAUUUCUCUCAACGUGGGUGGGACCUACUUCACCACCCGCCUGUCCACUUUACGCCGCUAUGACGACACCAUGCUCGCCGCCAUGUUUAGUGGACGCCAUCACAUCCCACGUGAUGCUGAAGGUCGCUUCUUCAUUGACCGGGAUGGGGCAUAUUUCGGGGACAUCCUGAACUUCCUGCGCGAGGGUGAACUACCUCAGAGGGAUCGUGUGAGGUCAGUACACAGGGAGGCCCAGUACUAUGCUAUUGGUCCCCUGUUGGACAGCCUGGAGGACACUCAGCCACUCACAGGAGAGAAAGUCCGCCAGGCCUUCCUCGACCUCCUGCCCUACUACAAGGAUAAUCUGGAGCGCAUCGUGGAGAUUGCCAAACUGCGGGCCAUGCAGAGGAAGGCUCGCUUCGCCAAGCUGAAGAUUUGCGUGUACAAGGAGGAGAUGCCCAUCACGCCGUACGAGCGGCCGCUCUUCAAUUCGUUGCGCUUUGAGCGCACGGAGAGUGAGGCCAAGCUGUUCGAGCACCACUGUGAGGUGGACGUGUCGUUCGGGCCCUGGGAGGCGGUGGCGGACGUUUACGACCUGCUCCACUGCAUCGUCAGUGACCUGGCGGAGCGUGGCAUCACUGCCGACCAGCAAUGCAUCGGUGUCUGUGACAAACAUCUCAUCAACCACUACUACUGCAAGAGGCCCAUCUACGAGUUCAAGAUCACAUGGUGGUAAAGCAGGAGGACAAAAGAUCUUGCUGUCUGAGUUGUGAGGCGGACUCCUGUCGUGUUAUGCCAACUGAUCUCCUUCCUGGUCCCUCAGGAUGAGCGAGAAUAGGGGUAGUCUUAUUCUCCCUUUUCUAGAACUGAAACCUAUGAAGUGCUGAGUUUAUAGAAAGGAGGGAGUCUGGCUUUUGUGCUUCUGUUUCCUAACUCAAUAGUUGUGACCAAUGUUUCCUGUGUUGAUUUUUUUUAACAGUAUUUACCUAGGGUCUCAUUGGCUGCUUCUUAUUUUUUACUUGUUAAACUCUGGGAGUUUUUGUUCUCAUCCAACCUUGUAGAUCGGCCAAGGUUUUUCAGAAAAGGGUCAAGUUAAUCUCAUAUUGUGAUUCCAGUGUUGUCUGUCCCUUUGUCUUCAUUCCUACUUAUGCUGUUAUGCAUUCUACGUUGUGCGUUUCUGUGGUAACCACUUUGUUUGGUCGCGAGAGAAACUGGAUGCAAUUAUGCAAGCUGGGGAAAUAUUGUUAAAGUACUGUAUAUAGCUACAUGUAAAUGUAUAUUUUGUUACUGAUGCUGGUCUUUGAUUUAUACAUUAUAUUUUCUGUCACUUACUCUCCUGUAAAGAUUUAGAAGUCCUAGAUUAGAGACACCAGUAAGUGUCGAUCUUUGCUAAACAGUCUGUGAUCAGCUUGGCUUUGGAAAGUCAUUAUUUUUUUACCAUUACAGUUUUAGAGACCCAAAGGAAAUUAGAGAGUUGAAAAUCAAAUAGAUUAAAGGGGCAUGGUCAAAGUUAUUUUACUUCAGUUUCCUCUUGAUGGAUCCCAUAUGUUCUUAUAACUGGAAAUGGUUAUCUGGCAGUUGAAAAUGGUGCAUGUGCUUCCUGUAAGUAAAAUCUUACUGCCCCAGAAUUUCUCUCUGAAGGGGUUUCUAUAGAUGAAGGAACAUUUUUAAUGUGCUGCUAAAAGUAAUUUACACUUAAAAAGCUAAGAACACGACAUAUACACCACAUGGCCAAAAGUAUGUGGACACACCUUCAAAUUAGUGGAUUCUGCCAUUUCAGCCACACCCGUUGCUGACAGGUGUAUAAAAUCAAGCACACAG
Oncorhynchus tshawytscha (Chinook salmon) is the source of this 2431-nucleotide messenger RNA. RefSeq names its product potassium channel tetramerization domain containing 7 (gene kctd7). The record is from RefSeq and is a predicted model, not a curated record. Gene Ontology annotation, biological process: protein homooligomerization. NCBI's taxonomy places the organism in Eukaryota, Metazoa, Chordata, Actinopteri, Salmoniformes, Salmonidae. The transcript has 4 exons. Bases 318 to 1346 code for a protein of 342 amino acids. Gene Ontology annotation, molecular function: protein binding.